Molecule: messenger RNA, 1030 nt
Organism: Elgaria multicarinata webbii
Lineage: Eukaryota; Metazoa; Chordata; Lepidosauria; Squamata; Anguidae
Product: BLOC-1-related complex subunit 6-like
Exons: 1
Coding region: 130-855 (241 amino acids)
Biological process (GO): lysosome localization
Cellular component (GO): BORC complex
Source: RefSeq, a predicted model, not a curated record
AGCGCUGGAAAUGGGAAAGCCGGAUCGCUCUUGCGCCUGGGCUCCCCUUGCUUUAUUUCCUCCUUGAGCGCCUGCGUCUUGGUCUUCGCUACUUGGCUCCUCGCACCUUCGAUCUUCCUUCCGCAUUGCAUGAUGGAGGGGCAACAUAUAAUGGCCCAGGUGCAUAUCCAGACCCCAAUGUCGUCUUCCUCGUCGUCGUCUUCAGUGGCUGGGGAAGAAUCCAGGAGGCUGCCCAAUCCAGUCCGCGUGGCAGCCCGGGAAAGGAUGGCCGGAGGCCGCUUGUUGGACAGUCAUAGCUUGGAUGGGAUAAGCCAGGUCUAUGGAGCGUCCAAGGCCCAGGAAGGAAGGAGGGCCACUAUAUCCAGCGCCUUGGAGCUGGAAGGGACAGUGAGCCAUGAUGGGGACCUGACCCACUUUGUGGCCAACAACCUGCAGAUGAAAAUCAAAAUGAGCUCCCGGGGCAGUCUGGAUGAAACGGAACCCACCACCUCCUCCUCCGUGUCAUCACAACUGUCUGUUAGGGGCAAAACGGCCGAUAUACCUCCCAUUGACCCACAGGUAAUUCGGGAUCUGGAAAAGCUCACUAGGGAUGUGGCGCAAAAGGUGGACGGGAUGCUGAGAGUCUUGAACAGCGCUAUCCAGAACAUGACCGCACUCAGCGUGGGAUACAUCCAGACAUACCGGGAUGCUGUGGACAGCUUGGGUGAAUCGGUGGACAUGAGCAUCAAAGGGAUGUACACUCUGAUGGCCAGGUGCGAGGAGCUGGACCGCUCCAUGCAGCCCGUCCACACCCUUGCUAAGCAGAUCCGGGAGAUUAAGAGGACCCUUGAGAUCUUUGAGGCACUUUGCAAGUAGUGCCUCUCUCAGAGGAACAGACUUGUUUCGUGGUGGGAAGCGAUGCCGGGGCAGACACUUGAGCUACUGUGAUUCAGACUCCAAAAAAGGGAAAUGAUGUGUGUGUGUUUUCUUGCACUAUAUUAUAGUGACUAUAAUAAAUGAAUUAUGGCAGUGUUUCUCAAACUUUAUGAAA